Messenger RNA from Sorex fumeus (smoky shrew), 12630 nucleotides. It is a transcript of the gene FCGBP, whose product is annotated as Fc gamma binding protein. Bases 1 to 12630 code for a protein of 4209 amino acids. NCBI's taxonomy places the organism in Eukaryota, Metazoa, Chordata, Mammalia, Eulipotyphla, Soricidae. The record is from RefSeq and is a predicted model, not a curated record. The transcript has 27 exons. Gene Ontology annotation, molecular function: protein binding. Gene Ontology annotation, cellular component: extracellular matrix.
AUGGGUUCCCUGUGGAGCUGGUGGACGCUGUGGGCCGGAGUCGCCCUCCUAUGGGGGUCAACCCAGCAGGCCGCUGUGAACCACAAGAAUGCCAGGGGACAGGAAUUCCUCGCGGCCUUCCUGCAGAACUACGAACUCGGCUAUAGUCAGGCCAGCCUCCAUCUGUUCCUUACCAGUAUGUCAGACCAACCGGCCUUCGUGUCUGUCCUCAGUCAGGCUGACGACACCUUGCAGAAUGUCACCGUGGGCCCCGGGCAGUCGGUCAUGGUCAACAUCAGCAGCCAGGCCGAGAUGACGAGCAGUGCCACCUUCCAGAGUGCGGUGGUGGUCCGCUCAGACCAUCCCAUCUCCGUGCAGGCCGUCAGCGUGAAGCCCAAGACGGCCGAGCUGACGCUGCUGCGGCCAGUCAGUGAGCUGGGCACUGAGUACUUCGUGCUCACGCCAUCCAGCUCAUCGGCCAAAUUUGUCAAGGAGUUUGCAGUGGUGGCAGGGUACGCGGGGGCCGACAUCCAUGUGCAGCUGAAGGGAUCCGUCACGUUCCAGGGUAAGUUCUAUCCAACUGGUAAGGUCCUGAGCAUCACUCUGCAGCCCUAUCAGGUGGCCCAGAUCCAGAGCGACAUGGACCUCUCAGGGUCAAAGGUCACGUCCAGCAGCCCUGUGGCUGUCUUCUCCGGCCACAGCUGCGCCCAGAAGCACACGAGCUGUAACCACGUCAUGGAGCAGCUGCUCCCCACGUCGGCCUGGGGCACCCAGUAUGUGGUGGCCACCUUGGCCUCGCAGACCCGCUACGAUCUGGCCUACGUGCUGGCCAGCCAGCCCACGAAGCUGACCUAUAACCAGGGGGGCACUGUUGGCUCCCGUGGGCUCCAGGAAGGUGACGUGGUUGAGUUUGAGAUCCAGCCCUCUCGGCCCCUCUACCUGACGGCGGACGUGGGCAUCCAGGUCCUGGCAUUCGGCACCGGAGCUACCAGGAACAACGUGACCUAUGACCCAUACCUGGCCGUAGUGCCAGACGUGGCUUCCUACUGUGAUUCCUACGUGGUCAAGACCAUGCCAGGCUCCCAGAGUGUGGCCCUGGUAGUGGUGCCCCAGAAGGCUGUGAACCAGCUGACCGUGGACGGCCAUGUGCUUGGAGCCAACCUCAACUGGGUCCCAGUAGCAGGCAGUGAUUUCUCCUUCACCGAAGUGGACCUGGGCACAGAGGACAGGACCCAUCUGGCUGAGGCCCCCGCCCGCUUCGGGCUGCUUACCUUCGGGCUGGAGCAGGCUGUGGGCUUCGGGACCGCCGGUGCCUGCAGCUCUACCUCGCUCUCCCCAGGAGUAGCCUCCUGUGAAAACCACAAGUGCCCUUCGGGAGAGCACUGCGAGGUGGUCGACGGUAAAGCCCACUGUGUGGCAGACCUGAAGGUCACCUGCUACGUCCAGGGGGACCCUCAUUACACCACCUUCGACGGGCGCCGCUACGACAUGAUGGGCACAUGCACCUACACCAUCUCUGAGCUGUGCAGCGAUGAGGGCGACCUGCCCGCCUUCAGCGUGGAGGCCAAGAACGAGCACCGCAGCAGCCGCCUCGUGUCCUACGUCGGCUACGUCACCGUGCGUGCCUACGGGCACUCGGUGUCGCUGGCCCGCGGGGAGGUCGGCCUCGCAAGGAUCGACAACCAGCGCUCUCGGCUGCCUGUCUCGCUGGACAACGGUCGCAUGCAUGUGUACCAGAGCGGCCGCCAGGGCAUUGUGGAGCUGAGCUUUGGGCUGGUGGUCACCUACGACUGGGACUGCCAGCUGACUGUGACCCUGCCCGCCGCCUUCCGGGACAAAGUAUGCGGCCUCUGUGGCAACUACAACGGCAACCCCAAGGAUGACUUCCUCACACCCGACUUGGAGCAGGCGUCCAACCCUGUGGAACUGGCCAGCAGCUGGAGGCUCGAUGAUGGAGACUUCUUGUGUGAUGAUGGCUGUGAGAACGACUGCCCAUCUUGCACCCCGGGCCAGGCCCAGCACUACGAGGGUGACCGGCUCUGCGGGAUGCUGACCAAGAAGAAGGGUCCCUUUGCCGCCUGCCAUUCUGCCCUGGACCCCGAGUCCUUCCUCAAAGAUUGUGUCUAUGACCUCUGUGUGGUGGACGGUGACCGGCCCAGCCUCUGUCGCAGCCUCAGCGCCUAUGCCCAGGCCUGUCUGGAGAAGGGCAUCGUCGUUGGUGACUGGAGGGGACCGGCCAACUGCCCUCUGUGCUGUCCCCCCAACAGCCAGUACGACCCCUGUGGCCCUGCCUGCCAGGCCUCCUGCAACCCUGCGGCCAUGCCCUCCAACUGCUCGGCGCUCCCUUGUGUCGAGGGCUGCGUGUGCCUCCCCGGAUUCGUGGCCAGCGGCGACGCCUGUGUGCCAGCCUCUUCCUGUGGUUGCAUCUUCCAGGGCCUCCUGCUGGCCCCUGGCCAGGAGGUGUGGGCAGACCAGCGGUGCCGUCGCCGCUGCGUCUGUGAUGGCACCACCCACCAGAUGCGCUGCAGCGACACCCAGGGCUGCCCGGAGGGAGAGCAGUGCCUCGUCCAGAACGGCAUCCUGGGUUGCUACCCCGACAGCUUCGGGACCUGCCAGGCCAUUGGAGACCCGCACUACUACACCUUCGACGGCCGGCGCUUGAACUUCAUGGGCACCUGCACGUACCUGCUGACCGGCUCGUGUGGCCAGGCUGCUGGGCUGACCUCCUUCCGCGUGCUGGUGGAGAAUGAACAUCGUGGCAGCCAGACCGUGAGCUACACGAAAGCCGUGCGUGUGGAGACCCUGGGCGUGACUGUGGAGAUACGUCGGGAGCACCGUGGCCAAGUGCUGGUGGAUGGCGUCCUUUACUACCCACCCUACCAGGCAGCUGGUGGGAAGAUACAUAUUUACCGCCAAGGGGCAGAUGCCGUGGUGCGCACAGAGUUUGGCCUGACAGUCAGCUACAACUGGAACGCCCAGGUGAUCGUCAAGGUGCCAAGCAGCUAUGCUGGGGCCCUGUGUGGGCUCUGCGGGAACUUCGAUGGGGACGCAAGUAACGAGCUGACCCUGCGAGGUGGUGGCCAGACCACCAGUGUUCUGGAGUUUGGAAACAGUUGGCAGGAAGAGGCCACGCCAGGCUGCAAUGCAACUGAGCCCGGUGACUGUCCCAACCUGGAGAGCCUGGUGACUGAGCAGCUGAAGAACAAGACGAAGUGUGGGAUCAUUGCCGACCCUGACGGGCCCUUCCAGCAGUGCCACUCGGUCCUGGAGCCCCAUGAUGCUGUGUAUGACUGCGUCUAUGACCACUGCCUGAUGCCAGGAGAGUCUGGGUUGUGUGAUGCCUUGGCUGCUUAUACUGCUGCGUGUCAGGCUGCUGGAAUCACUGUGUACCCCUGGAGGAACAAGACAUUUUGCCCGAUGCAGUGCCCGCCUCACAGCCACUAUGAGCUGUGCUCCAUGGGUUGCCCAAUGUCCUGCGGUGACCUGCCGGUGCCAGGGGGCUGCGGCCAGGACUGCCACGAGGCUUGCGUGUGCGACGAGGGCUUCGUGCUGAGCGGCGACAUCUGCGUGCCCCGUAACAACUGUGGCUGCGCCUACCAGGGCGCCUACUACCCGCUGGGCCAAACCUUCUACCCCGGCCCCGACUGCAGCUCCCUGUGCCACUGCCAGCAGGAUGGCGUGGUGUCCUGCCAGGCCGCUGGCUGCGGCCCGCACGAGGCCUGCCGACCCAGCAACGGUACGCUGGGCUGCGUGUCAGUGGGGUCGGUCACCUGCGAGGCGUCGGGAGACCCCCACUACACCACCUUCGACGGCCGCCGCUUCGACUUCAUGGGCGCCUGCCUGUACGUACUCGCUAGCACAUGCAGGAGCCGGCCCGGCCUGCCCCAGGCCCCCAGCCUGCCCCAGUUCACAGUCCUGCAGGAAAACGUGCACUGGAACGGGGACCGCGUGAGCGUGACCAAGGCCAUCACCGUGAUAGUGGGGAACUACACCCUGCGGCUGGAACAGAAUCUGUGGAAGGUCACGGUGAACGGCGUGGACAUGAAUCUGCCGGUGGUGCUGAACAACGGCGAAAUCCGUGUCUCCCAGCACGGCUCAGACGUGGCGAUCGAGACCAACUUCGGCCUGCGCGUGACCUACGACCUCAAGUACUAUGUGCGGGUCACGGUCCCGGGCAGCUACUACCAACAGCUGUGCGGCUUGUGUGGAGACUACAACGGCGACCCCAAGGAUGAUUUCCAGAAGCCCGAUGGCUCCCAGGCCAGCAACCCCAACGACUUCGGCAACUCCUGGGAGGAGAAGGUGCCUGGCUCGCCAUGCCUGCCGGCGCCCCCCACCACCUGCCAGCCCGGUGGGGACUGCGGGGAAGGUGCGGUGUGCACGCCCGAGCAGCAGCAGCAGUUCCAGCAGGACGGUUUCUGCGGCUUCCUCACUAACCCCAACGGGCCACUGGCCGCCUGCCACUCGUUUAUCGACCCUGAGGGUGCCCUGCAGGACUGCGUGUUCGACAUGUGCGUGGGCAACGGGAACCAGAGCAUCCUCUGCUCCACCAUCCACGCCUAUGUGAGUGCCUGCCAGGCCGCAGGGGGCCAGGUGAAGCCCUGGAGGAACGAGUCGUUCUGCCCCAUGAUCUGUCCCCCCAACAGCCACUACGAGAUCUGUGCAGACACCUGCUCUCUGGGGUGCUCUGCACUCAGCGUACCCCCACAUUGCCCCGACAGCUGUGCUGAGGGCUGCCAGUGUGACCCCGGCUUUCUCAACAGUGGCAACGCCUGCGUGCCCGAACAGGACUGUGGCUGCUUCCACAAUGGCAUCUACUAUGAGCCAAACACGACUGUGCUCCUGAACAACUGCCGGCUGCGGUGUGUGUGCCACGGUGCCAAAGCCAUGGUGUGCCGCAGCCACACCUGCCUCCCGCAUGAAGUGUGCGAGCCUUCAGGAGGUGUCCUGAGCUGCAUCAGCAAAGACCCGUGCCACGGUGUUACUUGCAGACCCCAAGAGAAGUGCGAGGAGAAAGACGGCCAGGGCGUGUGUGUGCCCAACUACCAGGCCGUGUGCUUGGUCUGGGGAGACCCCCACUACCAGUCCUUCGAUGGCCGGAACUUCAACUUCCAGGGUACCUGCGACUACGUGCUGGCCACCACUGAGUGUCCGACAGGCAAUGCCACAGGCCUGACCCCCUUCACCAUCACCACCAAGAAUGAGAACCGCGGCAACCCCGCUGUGUCCUACGUGAAGCAGGUCACUGUGAGCACGCUCGGCGUCAACAUCUCCAUCCACAAAAAAGAGAAGGGCCAUGUCCGGGUGAACCAAGUGCUCACAGCUCUGCCAGUCUCCGAGGCCGGCGGGCGCAUUACCGUGACCCAGGGACCUGGCAAGGCCGUGCUGGUCACCAACUUCGGGCUGCAGGUCACCUACGAUUGGAAUGCGCGGGUGGAGGUGACGCUGCCCAGCAGCUACUCUGACGCCGUGUGCGGGCUCUGCGGGAACAUGGACCGCAACGUCAGCAAUGACCGAGUCUUCCCCAACGGCACCCUGGCUCCCUCGAACACCGCAUGGGGUGGCAGCUGGAGAGUCCCCGACUCGGACCCCUUCUGCUGGGACGAGUGUCAGGGCUCCUGCCCGUCCUGCUCCGAGGACCAGCUGGAGCAGUUCAGCGGCCCUGGCUUCUGCGGGCCCCUGGCCUCUGGCUCCGGAGGCCCCUUCGCCGCCUGCCAUGCCCACGUGCCUCCCGAGAGCUACUUCAAGGGCUGUGUCAUAGACGUGUGCUUCGGUGGUGGAUCCCAGGACAUACUCUGCCAGGCACUGGCGGCCUAUGCUGCCGCCUGCCAGGCCGCGGGGGUAGUCAUCGAGGACUGGAGGACGCAGCUUGGCUGUGAAAUGCCCUGCCCCCAGAACAGCCACUACGAGCUCUGCGGCAACCCCUGCCCGGCCAGUUGCCCCUCUCCUCUCCCGCCCCCCGAGCCCGCUCAGUGCGAGGGCCCCUGUGCUGAGGGCUGCCAGUGUGACGAAGGCUUCGUGCUGAGCGCCGGCCAGUGCGUGUCCCUGGACAGUGGCUGCGGCUGCUGGGUCAAUGGCACUUACCACGAGGCUGGCAGUGAGUUCUGGGCCGACAGCACCUGCUCCCAGCGCUGCCGCUGCGGCCCCGGAAACAGCUCCGUGGUCUGCUCGCCCGCCAGCUGUGGGCAGGGUGAAGAAUGCGGCCUGCUUCCAUCUGGCCAGCUCGGCUGCCGCCCAACCAGCACAGCCGAGUGUAAGGCCUGGGGCGACCCCCACUACCUCACUCUGGAUGGGCACCGAUACAACUUCCAAGGCGCCUGUGAGUACCUGCUGAGCGCGCCCUGCCAUGGGCUGCCCCAUGGCCUGGAGAACUUCACCGUCACCGUCGCCAACGAGCACCGCGGCAGCCAGGCAGUGAGCUACACCCGCAGCGCCAGCCUCUACAUCUAUAAUCACAACCUGACGGUCAGCUCCCGCUGGCCCCGCCAGCUGCAGGUGGAUGGUGUGCUGGUGGCACUGCCCUUCCAGCUGGACUCGCGCCUGCAUGCAUACCUGAGCGGCAGGGACGUGGUGGUGAAGGCUGCCAAUGGGAUCUCAAUGGCCUACGACGGCAAGAGUGACCUGCGCCUGCGUGUGCCCGCAGCAUACCAGGGCAUCCUCUGUGGCCUGUGUGGGAACUACAACCAGAAUGCAACGGACGACCCGCAGGCAGUGGGCAAGAAUCCUGGCCAGUGGCAGGUGGGCGGCACCGAAGACUGUGACAAGUGCGUGCCCGGGCCGUGCCCGCCACAGUGCACGCCCGAACAGCAGGCACAGUUUGCUGGACCCGACGCCUGUGGUAUCAUCUCAGCCCCCAACGGCCCGCUGGCACCCUGCCACCACCUCGUGCCACCUAACCAAUUCUUUGAGGCCUGUUUGCUGGAUGCUUGCCAGGCACAGAACAACCAGGAAGGGCUCUGUCAAGCAGUGGCCGCCUAUGUGGCAGCCUGCCAGGCCGCUGGGGCCCAGAUCGAUGAGUGGAGACGUCCUGACUUCUGUCCCCUCCAGUGCCCAGCCAACAGCCACUACCAGCUCUGUGGGGACUCCUGCCCCAUAAGCUGCCCAAGCCUGUCCACCCCGGAGGGCUGCGACUCAGCCUGCAUCGAGGGCUGUGUGUGUGACCCAGGCUUCGUGCUCAGCGGGGACACCUGCGUGCCUGUGGGCCAGUGCGGCUGCCUCCAUGAGGGCCGCUACUACCCGCUGGGUCAAACCUUCUACCCCGGCCCCGACUGCAGCUCCCUGUGCCACUGCCAGCAGGAUGGCGUGGUGUCCUGCCAGGCUGCCGGCUGCGGCCCGCACGAGGCCUGCCGACCCAGCAACGGUACGCUGGGCUGCGUGUCAGUGGGGUCGGUCACCUGCGAGGCGUCGGGAGACCCCCACUACACCACCUUCGACGGCCGCCGCUUCAACUUCAUGGGCGCCUGCCUGUACGUACUCGCUAGCACAUGCAGGAGCCAGCCCGGCCUGCCCCAGGCCCCCAGCCUGCCCCAGUUCACAGUCCUGCAGGAAAACGUGCACUGGAACGGGGACCGCGUGAGCGUGACCAAGGCCAUCACCGUGAUAGUGGGGAACUACACCCUGCGGCUGGAACAGAAUCUGUGGAAGGUCACGGUGAACGGCGUGGACAUGAAUCUGCCGGUGGUGCUGAACAACGGCGAAAUCCGUGUCUCCCAGCACGGCUCAGACGUGGCGAUCGAGACCAACUUCGGCCUGCGCGUGACCUACGACCUCAAGUACUAUGUGCGGGUCACGGUCCCGGGCAGCUACUACCAACAGCUGUGCGGCUUGUGUGGAGACUACAACGGCGACCCCAAGGAUGAUUUCCAGAAGCCCGAUGGCUCCCAGGCCAGCAACCCCAACGACUUCGGCAACUCCUGGGAGGAGAAGGUGCCUGGCUCGCCAUGCCUGCCGGCGCCCCCCACCACCUGCCAGCCCGGUGGGGACUGCGGGGAAGGUGCGGUGUGCACGCCCGAGCAGCAGCAGCAGUUCCAGCAGGACGGUUUCUGCGGCUUCCUCACUAACCCCAACGGGCCACUGGCCGCCUGCCACUCGUUUAUCGACCCUGAGGGUGCCCUGCAGGACUGCGUGUUCGACAUGUGCGUGGGCAACGGGAACCAGAGCAUCCUCUGCUCCACCAUCCACGCCUAUGUGAGUGCCUGCCAGGCCGCAGGGGGCCAGGUGAAGCCCUGGAGGAACGAGUCGUUCUGCCCCAUGAUCUGUCCCCCCAACAGCCACUACGAGAUCUGUGCAGACACCUGCUCUCUGGGGUGCUCUGCACUCAGCGCACCCCCACAUUGCCCCGACAGCUGUGCUGAGGGCUGCCAGUGUGACCCCGGCUUUCUCAACAGUGGCAACGCCUGUGUGCCCGAACAGGACUGUGGCUGCUUCCACAAUGGCAUCUACUAUGAGCCAAACACGACUGUGCUCCUGAACAACUGCCGGCUACGGUGUGUGUGCCACGGUGCCAAAGCCAUGGUGUGCCGCAACCACACCUGCCUCCCGCAUGAAGUGUGCGAGCCUUCAGGAGGUGUCCUGAGCUGCAUCAGCAAAGACCCGUGCCACGGUGUUACUUGCAGACCCCAAGAGAAGUGCGAGGAGAAAGACGGCCAGGGCGUGUGUGUGCCCAACUACCAGGCCGUGUGCUUGGUCUGGGGAGACCCCCACUACCAGUCCUUCGAUGGCCGGAACUUCAACUUCCAGGGUACCUGCGACUACGUGCUGGCCACCACUGAGUGUCCGACAGGCAAUGCCACAGGCCUGACCCCCUUCACCAUCACCACCAAGAAUGAGAACCGCGGCAACCCCGCUGUGUCCUACGUGAAGCAGGUCACUGUGAGCACGCUCGGCGUCAACAUCUCCAUCCACAAAAAAGAGAAGGGCCAUGUCCGGGUGAACCAAGUGCUCACAGCUCUGCCAGUCUCCGAGGCCGGCGGGCGCAUUACCGUGACCCAGGGACCUGGCAAGGCCGUGCUGGUCACCAACUUCGGGCUGCAGGUCACCUACGAUUGGAAUGCGCGGGUGGAGGUGACGCUGCCCAGCAGCUACUCUGACGCCGUGUGCGGGCUCUGCGGGAACAUGGACCGCAACGUCAGCAAUGACCGAGUCUUCCCCAACGGCACCCUGGCUCCCUCGAACACCGCAUGGGGUGGCAGCUGGAGAGUCCCCGACUCGGACCCCUUCUGCUGGGACGAGUGUCAGGGCUCCUGCCCGUCCUGCUCCGAGGACCAGCUGGAGCAGUUCAGCGGCCCUGGCUUCUGCGGGCCCCUGGCCUCUGGCUCCGGAGGCCCCUUCGCCGCCUGCCAUGCCCACGUGCCUCCCGAGAGCUACUUCAAGGGCUGUGUCAUAGACGUGUGCUUCGGUGGUGGAUCCCAGGACAUACUCUGCCAGGCACUGGCGGCCUAUGCUGCCGCCUGCCAGGCCGCGGGGGUAGUCAUCGAGGACUGGAGGACGCAGCUUGGCUGUGAAAUGCCCUGCCCCCAGAACAGCCACUACGAGCUCUGCGGCAACCCCUGCCCGGCCAGUUGCCCCUCUCCUCUCCCGCCCCCCGAGCCCGCUCAGUGCGAGGGCCCCUGUGCUGAGGGCUGCCAGUGUGACGAAGGCUUCGUGCUGAGCGCCGGCCAGUGCGUGUCCCUGGACAGUGGCUGCGGCUGCUGGGUCAAUGGCACUUACCACGAGGCUGGCAGUGAGUUCUGGGCCGACAGCACCUGCUCCCAGCGCUGCCGCUGCGGCCCCGGAAACAGCUCCGUGGUCUGCUCGCCCGCCAGCUGUGGGCAGGGUGAAGAAUGCGGCCUGCUUCCAUCUGGCCAGCUCGGCUGCCGCCCAACCAGCACAGCCGAGUGUAAGGCCUGGGGCGACCCCCACUACCUCACUCUGGAUGGGCACCGAUACAACUUCCAAGGCGCCUGUGAGUACCUGCUGAGCGCGCCCUGCCAUGGGCUGCCCCAUGGCCUGGAGAACUUCACCGUCACCGUCGCCAACGAGCACCGCGGCAGCCAGGCAGUGAGCUACACCCGCAGCGCCAGCCUCUACAUCUAUAAUCACAACCUGACGGUCAGCUCCCGCUGGCCCCGCCAGCUGCAGGUGGAUGGUGUGCUGGUGGCACUGCCCUUCCAGCUGGACUCGCGCCUGCAUGCAUACCUGAGCGGCAGGGACGUGGUGGUGAAGGCUGCCAAUGGGAUCUCAAUGGCCUACGACGGCAAGAGUGACCUGCGCCUGCGUGUGCCCGCAGCAUACCAGGGCAUCCUCUGUGGCCUGUGUGGGAACUACAACCAGAAUGCAACGGACGACCCGCAGGCAGUGGGCAAGAAUCCUGGCCAGUGGCAGGUGGGCGGCACCGAAGACUGUGACAAGUGCGUGCCCGGGCCGUGCCCGCCACAGUGCACGCCCGAACAGCAGGCACAGUUUGCUGGACCCGACGCCUGUGGUAUCAUCUCAGCCCCCAACGGCCCGCUGGCACCCUGCCACCACCUCGUGCCACCUAACCAGUUCUUUGAGGCCUGUUUGCUGGAUGCUUGCCAGGCACAGGGCCACCAGGAAGGCCUCUGUCAAGCAGUGGCUGCCUAUGUGGCAGCCUGCCAGGCCGCUGGGGCCCAGAUCGAUGAGUGGAGACGUCCUGACUUCUGUCCCCUUCAGUGCCCGGCCAACAGCCACUACCAGCUCUGUGGGGACUCCUGCCCCGUAAGCUGCCCAAGCCUGUCCACCCCAGAGGGCUGCGAGCCAGCCUGCAUCGAGGGCUGCGUGUGUGAUGCCGGCUUCGUGCUCAGCGGGGACACCUGCGUGCCUGUGGGCCAGUGCGGCUGCCUCCAUGAGGGCCGCUACUACCCGCUGGGUCAGACCUUCUACCCUGGGCCCGAAUGCGGGCGGCGCUGUGAGUGCAGGCCAGGCGGCAAGGUUCACUGCCAGCAGGGCACUACGUGCAGACCCUACGAGGAGUGCCGGGUGCAGGACGGUGUCCAGGCCUGCUUCCCGACUGGCUGUGGCCGCUGUGUGGCCAGCGGGGGAGUCCACUAUAUCACCCUGGACGGCCGCGUCUAUGACCUUCACGGCUCCUGCUCCUAUGUCCUGGCCCGGGUCUGUUGGCCUCAGCCCGGAGACGAGGACUUCUCCAUUGUGCUCGAGAAGGACGCAGCCGGGGAUGUCCAGCGCCUGCUGAUAACGGUGUCUGGUCUGGCUGUGAGCCUGGGCCGAGGGUCACAUGUGACUGUGGAUGGUGAGGUGGUGACCCUGCCGGUGGCCGUGGGCUCAGUGCGGGUGACCGCCGAGGGUCGGAACAUGAUUCUGCAGACCACCGAGGGGCUGCGGCUUCUCUACGAUGGGGAGGCCUACGUUCUCAUCUCCAUUCCCAGCUCCUUCCGGGACCGUGUGUGCGGCCUCUGUGGCAACUUCAACGGCAACUGGAGCGAUGACCUGGCGCUGCCCAACGGCCAGCUGGCCUCCAGUGUGGAGACCUUCGGAGCGGCCUGGCGCACGCCCAACUCCCCGCCGGGCUGCACUGAGGGCUGUGGGCCCCAGGGCUGCCCCGUGUGCCUGGCGGAGCAGACCGCCCCCUAUGAGAGCCUGCAAGCCUGCGGGCGCCUCCAGGACCCCAACGGCCCCUUCAAGGCCUGCCAUGACGUGCUGAACCCCUCAGAGUACUUCCGCCAGUGUGUGUACGACCUGUGCGCCUACAAGGGCAACUUCACCUACCUGUGCCGCAGCCUUGCUGCCUACACCGCUGCCUGCCAGGCGGCUGGCGUGGAGGUGAAGCCCUGGAGGACCGACAGCUUCUGCCCGCUGCAGUGCCCGGCCAACAGCCACUACUCCAUCUGCACCCACACGUGCCAGGGAUCGUGUGCUGGUGUCUCCGGCCUCACAGGCUGCACGGGCCGCUGCUUUGAGGGCUGUGAGUGCAACGACCGCUUCCUGCUCUCCCAGGGUGUCUGCAUCCCCAUCCAGGACUGCGGCUGCUCUGUGGACGGCCGAUAUUUGCCGACCAACACCUCUCUGCUGAGCUCGGACUGCAGCAAGCGCUGCUUCUGCUCUGCCAGCGGCCUCCUGAGCUGCCAGGCAGCCGGUUGCCCACAGAACCUCACCUGUGAAGUCCAAGCCGGGUCCCGGGACUGCUGGGUCCCCCACGAUCUCUGUUCCCUCUCCCCGGGCGGCAAACUCACCACCUUUGACGGCUUCAAAAACACCAUCACCUCCCCCGGCGUCUAUGAGGUGUCCUCCCGCUGCCCGGGACUCAAGGACAUCAUCCCCUGGUACCGAGUGCUGGCUGAUGUCCACAGCUGCCAUGACAAGCUGGAGGCUGUGCGCCUGGUACACGUCUUCUUCCAGGACGGGCUAGUGACCUUGACCCCCAGCAAUGGCGUGUGGGUGAACGGCGUCCAGGUGAACCUGCCUGCCAAGGUGCUGACAUCUAUCUCAGUGACCCGCCAGCCCGACGGCUCGAUGGUGGUGCAGCAGAAGGGAGGAGUUCGGGUCCAGUUCCAUCCCAGCGGGAAGCUGGAUGUAAUGGUCGGGCAGACCCAUGCAGGCAUGCUGUGCGGGGCCUGUGGAAACUUUGAUGGGGACCAAGCCAACGACAAACCCCAAGACCAGACCUGGAGAGCGCCUGACUUCUCCUCCUGGUGA